AUGGAUUCUGACAUAAUGAACAUGAUGCAACAAAUGGAGAAGCUUCCUGAGUUCUGUAACACUAACCCAUCUUUCGUCGACCACAACAACAACAACAACACUUACCCUUUUAUGUUCAACUCAAACCAUAACCAUCCUGACUCAAUGACCUACGAACCCGGUUUCCUAUACGGUUCCGGAUUACUCUCUAACCCUUCUUCUCUCUCUCCCAACACAGCUUACUCUUCUGUUUUGCAAGAUAAAAGAAACAAUAACACGAACAUGGCAGCUAUGCGAGAGAUGAUCUUUCGUAUCGCCGUGAUGCAACCGAUACAUAUCGACCCUGAGGCGGUAAAGUCACCUAAGAGGAGGAACGUGAGGAUCUCUAAAGACCCACAGAGCGUGGCUGCUAGGCACCGAAGGGAGAGGAUAAGCGAGAGGAUUCGUAUUUUGCAACGGCUUGUUCCUGGUGGAACCAAGAUGGAUACAGCUUCGAUGCUCGACGAGGCCAUUCAUUAUGUGAAGUUUCUAAAGAAACAAGUGCAGUCCCUGGAGGAGCAAGCGGUGGUUAACGGCGGGGGAGGAAGUAGGGUUUUGGUUGGCGGUGGUGGAGUCACGGGGGCGGUGAGUGGUGGCGUGGUUAUGAAAGGGUGUGGAGCAAUGGGGACUCAUCAGAUGGUGGGCAAUGCACAGAUUCUUAGAUGA
Molecule: messenger RNA, 684 nt
Organism: Eruca vesicaria subsp. sativa (arugula)
Lineage: Eukaryota; Viridiplantae; Streptophyta; Magnoliopsida; Brassicales; Brassicaceae
Source: the annotation of a GenBank genome assembly